Stegastes partitus (bicolor damselfish) is the source of this 3985-nucleotide messenger RNA. RefSeq names its product receptor-type tyrosine-protein phosphatase mu-like. Lineage: Eukaryota; Metazoa; Chordata; Actinopteri; Pomacentridae. The annotation marks the transcript as partial. The record is from RefSeq and is a predicted model, not a curated record. Gene Ontology annotation, cellular component: membrane. The transcript has 31 exons. Gene Ontology annotation, biological process: protein dephosphorylation. Gene Ontology annotation, molecular function: protein tyrosine phosphatase activity; protein binding.
ACCUUCUAGGUAGAGUCAUCACCGGUGAUGAGUCAUGGAUCGAGUACAACCCGGAGACCAAACGCCAGAGCCUUCAGUGGAAGAGUCCCACGUCACCAAGGCUGAAGACAGCAGGACAGUCGAAGUCCAAAGUCCUGUUGAUCGCAUUCUUCGAUGUGAGGAGCAUCAUCUACUUCUUUGAACAGCUGGUAAAACAAAUCAGUCGUCAACAUGGAAAGCAGAAGGUGGUUCUGGGAUAUGAUGCAGUUGUCUCCACCUGUCCUCCUGCAGGUUCGUCCUUCCUGUUUGUGAACACGUCUGGCCGAUAUGGCGGUCAGCGUGCUCAGCUGCUGCUGCCGCCGCUCAAAGAGAACGACACGCACUGCGUCAGCUUCCUGUUCUACCAGGCGGGAGGCCGCGAGGGCGCCACGCCGGCCACGCUCAACGUCUACAUCAGAGAGAACAACAGUCCUCUGGCAGUUCCAGUAUUUAACUCAUCAGGCCCCGCCUACCACAUCUGGAAGGGGGUGGAGCUUGCAGUGUCCACCUUCUGGCCCAAUCACUACCAGGUGGUGUUCGAGGCGGUCAGCACUGGCCAGAGAGGCAUCCUGGCCAUCAAGGACAUCAUGCUGCAGGGACACCAAUGCAUGAGCACGCCACACUUCCUGCACAUCAAAGGCGUGGAGGUGAACGCGGGCCAGUCGGCGACGUUCCACUGCACCGUGAACGGACGGCCGCAGAGCAACCUGCUGCUGUACCUGCAGGGGAUGGGUGGUCGUCACGCUGUCGUCAAGGAAACCAAGCCGGUGAACUCCCGGCGCUACGUGGCCAGCUUCGAUGUGGAGAACACGACUAAGGGCGACUCCGGACGCUACCGGUGCAUCGCCCAAUCGGAGCGGGGCGUGGGCGUGUCCUCCUACGCGGACCUCACAGUCAAACAGCCCCCAGUUCCGAUCGCCCCCCCUCAGCUGACCGCUGUCGGCGCCACCUACCUGUGGAUCCAACUGAAUGCCAACUCCAUCAAUGGAGACGGACCGAUCAUUGAGAGAGAGGUGGAGUACCGCACCAUGGCGGGUAUGUUGAUCGACACCACCCCUGUGGAUAAGCCCACGCAUAAGAUCGGACACCUCGACCCCGACACCGAGUACGAGAUCAGCGUUCUGCUCACCAGGCCCCUGGAGGGCGGUACCGGAAACCCUGGACCGCCACUCAGAGCCAGGACCAAGUGUGCAGAUCCGAUGCACGGCCCGCAGCACCUCGAGGUUGUUGACAUCCAGUCCAAACAGGUGACGGUGCGAUGGGAACCGUUCGGAUACAACGUGACCCGCUGCCAUAGCUACAACCUCACAGUGCAGUACCGCUACCGGCCAGCAGGGGCCCCCAGCAGGGAGCCGCUGAAGAACGAGCUGCGGGAGGAAGUGGUGUACGACACGCUGAGCAACAUGCCGCAGCACACCGUACGUAACCUUCCGCCGUUCACCAACGUCAGCCUGAGACUUGUCCUGACCAACCCUGAGGGCCGCAAGGAGAGCGAGGAGCUUCUGGUGCUGACGGACGAGGACGUUCCUGGCGCGGUUCCUGUGGAGUCGAUCGUUGGCAGCAGCUACGAGCAGCAGAUCAGCCUGAGCUGGGGGGAGCCACUGCAGACCUACGGCCUCAUCCGGCAGUACGAGAUCUCCUACAAGGCUCUGAGCUCCUUCGACACAGAGUUCGACCUGUCCAAUCAGAGCGGCAAGGUGUUCAAACUGGCCAAUGAGACGAGCCAUAUGUUCGCUGGCCUGUCUCCAGGCUCCACCUACUCCUUUACAAUAAGAGCCUCCACCGUGAAGGGCUUCGGCCCUCCGGUCAUCACACAGUUCACCACCAAGAUCUCAGCUCCUCUGAUGCCGGCGUACGAUCAGGAGUCUCCUCUGAACCAGACCGACUCCACCGUCACCGUCCUGCUGAAACCGGCUCAGAGCCGAGGAGCUCCCGUCAGUAAGUACCAGGUGGUGGUGGAGGAGGAGCGCCCUCGCAGGCAGAGGAGAGGUACUGCAGAGAUCCUGCGCUGUUAUCCAGUCCCCAUCCACUUCCAGAACGCCACGCUGCUCAACUCGCAGUACUACUUCAGUGCCGAGCUGCCGAUGAGCGACCUGAGGGUGCCGAUUCCCUUCUGUGUUGGUGACAACAGGACCUACAGUGGUUACUGGAACGCUCCUCUGCUGCCACAUAAGAGUUAUGGGAUCUACUACCAGGCUGUCAGCACUGCGAAUGGGGAGACAAAGAUCGACUGUGUUCGAGUCGCCACCAAAGCUGCUAUAAUCGUCACCCAGCUCACUACGCCGUACAUUCGCAUCGCUCCGGCCGCUGGAGACAAGCAGCUCACAGGAGCUGCGACCAGAAAACCAGAACCUGAGCAGGAGAAGCAGUCGGAUCACACGGUGAAGAUCGCUGGAUCGAUUGCAGGAGUCCUGCUCUUCAUCAUCAUCUUCCUCGGGGUCAUCUUGCUGAUGAAGAAACGACGAAGAAAUUAUCACUCCUACACUUACUACCUGAAACUGGCCAAGAAGAGGAAGGAAACUCUGAGCUCCAGACAGGAAAUGACACUGAUGGUCAACAACUCCCAACACACAACCAUGGUGGACACACACACCGUGAACGGACGGACUGUGUCAUCUCCGUCGUCCUUCACCCUGAAGACCAACACCAUCAGCACCACCGUCCCCAACUCCUACUAUCCAGACGACAGCCACACCAUGACCAGUGAAACCAGUAGCCUGGUCCAGUCCCACUACAAGCAACGCGAGUCGGAGCGGGAGGCGCUGCCCUACCAGACAGGUCAGCUGCACCCGGCCAUCCGGGUCGCCGACCUGCUGCAGCACAUCACCCAGAUGAAGUGCGCCGAAGGUUACGGCUUCAAGGAGGAGUACGAGAGCUUCUUCGAGGGACAGUCGGCUCCGUGGGAUUCUGCCAAAAAAGACGAGAACCGCAUGAAGAAUCGCUACGGCAACAUCAUCGCCUACGAUCACUCUCGUGUGCGUCUGCAGCCUCAGGACGGAGACGGCGGCUCUGACUACAUCAACGCCAACUACGUCGAUGGCUACCACCGGCCGAACCACUACAUCGCCACGCAGGGGCCCAUGCAGGAGACAGUGUAUGAUUUCUGGAGAAUGGUUUGGCAGGAGAACACCGCCGCCAUUGUUAUGGUAACCAACCUGGUGGAAGUGGGGCGGGUGAGUAUACACACACACACACACACAGAUUCCAGUGUUCUCCUGCUGCACUCCUUCCCAGAGGUUCCACCAUCAUGGUCCUCACAGCAGAACCAGACGUCAUAUCGAAAGCAGUUCAGCUCUGAUGAGAAAGUAAACGUGAUCUGGGCUCAGGACCAAAUUAUUGAUUAUAACAGGAUCAAUAACCCGUCUCUUCCCGUGUGCCAGCUGUGUCCUCAGUACUGGCCGGAGAACGGCCUCCAUCGCCUCGGAUCGCUGCAGGUCGAGUUCGUCUCCGCAGAUCUCGAGGAGGACGUCAUCAGCCGCAUCUUCAGGAUCUAUAAUACAGCCAGGCCGCAGGACGGGUACCGCAUGGUGCAGCAGUUCCAGUUCCUGGGCUGGCCGAUGUACCGCGACACGCCCGUGUCCAAGCGCUCCUUCCUCAAACUGGUUCACCAGGUGGACAAAUGGCAGGACGAGUACGACGGCGGCGAGGGACGCACCGUGGUGCACUGCCUGAACGGCGGCGGUCGCAGCGGUGUUUUCUGCAGCAUCAGUAUCGUGUGUGAGAUGUUGCGACAGCAGCGCUGCGUCGACGUCUUUCACGCUGUUAAAACUCUGAGAAACAACAAACCCAACAUGGUGGACCUGCUGGAUCAAUAUAAAUUCUGUUAUGAAGUGGCGCUGGAGUAUCUGAACUCUGCUUAGUUCCCCUUCAUCACCUCCUGCAGCCUGACGAAGAGGAGGAGGAGGAGCAUGAGGCGGAAGAGGAGGAGGAGGAAGAGAAGGAGGAAGAGGAGGAGGAGGAGGAGCAU